Molecule: messenger RNA, 4564 nt
Organism: Gadus macrocephalus (Pacific cod)
Lineage: Eukaryota; Metazoa; Chordata; Actinopteri; Gadiformes; Gadidae
Product: short transient receptor potential channel 4-like
Exons: 16
Coding region: 849-3896 (1015 amino acids)
Biological process (GO): regulation of cytosolic calcium ion concentration; manganese ion transport; calcium ion transmembrane transport
Cellular component (GO): cation channel complex; membrane
Molecular function (GO): store-operated calcium channel activity; inositol 1,4,5 trisphosphate binding; protein binding
Source: RefSeq, a predicted model, not a curated record
AGAGAGAGAGAGAGAAUUUCGAAUCAACAGUUGUGCAUAAUUCUUGAAUAGGAACAGUUCAACCAACUGAGAACAAACAACGAACAGCUACUUGAUCAUCGCAACAGGGGCUCGCCUUUAUGAGUUUGUGUUUCCUGUUUUUCUUUUGGGCGCACGCAGUACCGCAAGAUCCAUUCAUGCAGUGAGUCCGGACACAAACCAUGAUAUCCCGCAGUCGAACCACUAAUCCAUCCUCAAACGUUUGGCUUCCCAGACCUCAUCGGGCGGAACUGUUUUCGCACACGCGACCCUACGUGCGUUUGGCGGAUCGUGUUCGCGUCUCCAUCGUCCCCAAGUGCGCACGGUCAGACUGCUCACCCGCGCUCUGCACAUCACCAAGUCGCACGCAGCUGGCACUGAUCGCCCUCACUAGAGCUGUGCGCUCACUCCCAACAGGUUGCUGAUCCAAAGAGCCAAAAGAGGGGAAUAGGUUGCAGACCGGUCUAGUCUGGGAGAUUCACUGUUGGGAUCUUAUACUUUUAGUUGAUUUCUCAUCCCUUCCUCUUGUGUGUUUGUGCGUUGAUGCUGAAUACAAAACGGACCACUAUCUAGUCUGUUGUUUUUUUUCACCAUAUCCUCAUUCCGCAUGGAGGUCGUGACCAACAUUGUCGUGGAGUGGAUGACAGAAGAACUAAUGAUGGAUACAAACACAUCCUAAAUACAAACUAAAAAACACAGGACCGAACGGAUUAGCAACGCAGAGCGCCGCGGAUACACCUUCUAUGUCUCCAAUUUGGGCUUCAGGUCUCCUGCCUUGCGGCGGCAGGUGCAGAGGUAGCAGCGCCCAGGAGGGCUGAGGGGGAGACGAGAUGUCCCAGCUGUACUACCGGAGGACCGACAACUCCUCGUACCGCGACCGCAUCCCCCUGCGGAUAGUGCGGUCCGAGUCGGAGCUGUCCCCGCUGGAGAAGGCCUACCUGGGCGCCGUGGAGAAGGGCGACUACGCCAGCGUCAAACAGGCCCUGGAGGAGGCAGAGAUCUACUUCAAGAUCAACAUCAACUGCAUCGACCCGCUGGGCCGCACGGCGCUGCUGAUCGCCAUCGAGAACGAGAACCUGGAGAUCAUCGAGCUGGUGCUGAGCUUCAACGUGUACGUGGGCGACGCCCUGCUGCACGCCAUCCGCAAGGAGGUGGUGGGCGCCGUGGAGCUGCUGCUCAACCACAAGAAGCCCAGCGGCGGCAUGCAGGUUCCUCCCAUCCUAUUGGACAAGCAGUUCUCUGACUUCACUCCUGACAUCACUCCAAUCAUUCUGGCCGCUCACACCAACAACUACGAGAUCAUCAAGCUGCUGGUGCAGAAGGGCGUGUCCGUGCCCCAGCCUCACGAGGUACGCUGUAACUGCGUGGAGUGCGUGUCGAGCUCCGACGUGGACAGCCUGCGACACUCUCGCUCCCGCCUCAACAUCUACCGGGCUCUGUCCAGCCCGUCGCUGAUCGCCCUGUCCAGUGAGGACCCCUUCCUCACCGCCUUCAGGCUGAGCUGGGAACUGCAGGAGCUCUCCAAGGUGGAGAACGAGUUCAAGUCCGAGUACGAGGAGCUGUCCCAGCAGUGUAAGCAGUUUGCUAAAGACCUGCUGGACCAGACCAGAAGCUCCAGAGAGCUGGAGAUGGUCCUCAACUACAGAGACAACGUCAACCUGCUGGAAGAGGAGAGCAACAACGAUCUGGCCCGGCUCAAACUGGCCAUCAAGUACCACCAGAAAGAGUUCGUGGCGCAGCCCAACUGCCAGCAGCUGCUGGCGUCGCGGUGGUACGACGAGUUCCCGGGCUGGCGCCGGCGCCACUGGGCGGGAAAGUUCCUCACCUGCGUCUUCAUCGGCCUGCUGUUCCCCGUCUUCGCCAUCUGCUACCUCUUCGCCCCCAAGAGCCGCUACGGCCUCUUCAUCCGCAAGCCCUUCAUCAAGUUCAUCUGCCACACGGCGUCCUACCUGGCCUUCCUCUUCCUGCUGCUGCUGGCCUCGCAGCACGUGGUCAGCACCGAGCCCGACCGCCAGGGCCCGCCGCCCACCCCCGUGGAGUGGAUGAUCCUGCCCUGGGUCCUGGGAUUCGUCUGGACAGAGAUCAAGCAGAUGUGGGACGGCGGCUUCCAGGACUACAUCCAUGACUGGUGGAACCUCAUGGACUUCGUCAUGAACUCCCUCUACCUGGCAACCAUCUCGCUGAAGAUCGUAGCCUACACCAAGUACAGCGGCUGUAAGCCCCGCCACCUGUGGGAGAUGUGGCACCCCACCCUGGUGGCCGAGGCCGUGUUCGCCAUCGCCAACAUCUUCAGCUCGCUGCGGCUCAUCUCCCUGUUCACGGCCAACUCCCACCUGGGCCCGCUGCAGAUCUCCCUGGGACGAAUGCUGCUGGACAUCCUCAAGUUCCUCUUCAUCUACUGCCUGGUCCUGCUGGCGUUUGCAAACGGGCUGAACCAGCUGUACUUCUACUACGAGACCAAGGCGGCCGAGGGGAAGUGUAAGGGCAUCCGCUGCGUGGAGCAGAACAACGCCUUCUCCACGUUAUUUGAGACUCUGCAGUCUCUGUUCUGGUCCAUCUUCGGCCUGAUCAACCUGUACGUCACCAACGUGGACGCCGACCACCAGUUCACCGAGUUCGUGGGCGCCACCAUGUUCGGCACCUACAACAUCAUCUCACUGGUGGUGCUCCUCAACAUGCUCAUCGCCAUGAUGAACAACUCCUACCAGCACAUCGCCGACCAUGCAGACAUCGAGUGGAAGUUCGCCCGGACCAAGCUGUGGAUGAGCUACUUUGAGGAGGGGGGCACCCUGCCCUCCCCCUUCAACAUCAUCCCCAGCCCCAAGUCGGCCUGGUACCUCACCUGCUGGAUCAAGAGACAGGUGUGCAAGAGGACCCGCUCCCAACGCCCCAAGACCUUCGGGACCCUGGGGGACCUCAGGAGGCAAACGCAACGGAGAAUCACCGUGCAGGCUCUCGUUCGGAGGCGGGCAGCGGAGAACCUGAGGAUCAACCACCAGUACCAGGAGGUUCUGAGGAACUUGGUGAAGCGCUACGUCGCCGCCAUGAUCAGAGACGCCAAGACAGAGGAAGGCUUGACGGAGGAGAACUUCAAGGAGCUGAAGCAGGACAUCUCCAGCUUCCGCUACGAGGUGAUGGGCAUGAUGAAGUCGGGGAAGUCCGCCCUGCCGGGGGCCAAGGCCAGCGGCAGCCCCGGGGAGUCGGCGCUGGCCUACCCCAACGCCGCCCUGAAGGUGACCGCCCCUUCCGCAACGGCGGCGGCGGCGGCGGGCGGCAAGGCCAAGAGCAAGCUCAACCUGUUCCGGGUCACGGCCGCCAUCCUGAAGCGGGGCGGCGGCGGCGGGGGGCCCACGCCGGCCCCCCCCCUGCCGCCGGGGCCCUUCAACGGGCUGCCCAACGGCCUCCCGCCCACCGGGGCGCCGGGCGAGAGCUCCGACGCCGCAGACGAGAAGGCGGGCCAGAGGCAGAACUUCCCCCGGGACACCGGCGAGUUCAGCCUGUUCCACCGACGCCUGGCGGGCUCGGCGGGCGCCGCGGCCGGGGUCGCCCUGAACAUGUACUCUUUACCGGAGGCAGCCGGGGAUCCUGGGAAGGCGGAGCAGGAGGCCUGCGAGGCCCGGCAGCCGGAGGGGCACGGGGGGGGGCGGCGGGGGAGGGGGAGCGCGGACCGCAGGAAGGAGGACGGGGAGUGCGGCGGAGGGACGUCCUGGGCCGGAAUGAAGCUGGACCGGGAGGAGGAGGAGGGGGAGGGGGAGGGGGAGAAGGCGAUAGAGCUGGAGGAGAGGGAGAGCUUCCUGGGCGGGGAGACGGCGGAGGAUGACUACGGACUGCGGGCCGUGCAGACGGGACACUCGGGAGCGGAGGAGGAGGGGCCCUGAGUGUGGGUGGACGUCAAACCAAACCACACAUCAGAAGACAGACACCAGAGGACGGACAAUCAAAGAAGGGAUUACUUGGUCUUUUAGGUAUUCUUUUGUUCUCGCGUUUUGAUUGUCGGCAAAUAAUUGAAAGGUUUUCCAUUCAUAGGGGAACUUUAGAUCAGCUUUGAUCGCUCAAGGCUCAGGGAGGCUUUUCAUUUGGAACAGCCUCCAGCGGUCUCCAUACCGCUGUCAGAGAUCGGACUAACCUUGAUCAUGCUAGGAUCAUAUGGACGCGGGGAUUGUGUCAUUGGUUUCCAUCAGUGGGGGGGUCAAAAUAUAGUUCCAGAUUUUGCUAUUUUCUACUGGAUGUUCUUUACCUUUUAUCUGUCUUAUCUGCUUACCUUCUCUGGUUUUCUGUCUCUCUCUCUCUCUCUCUCUCUCUCUCUCUCUCUCUCUCUCUCUCUCUCUGAAUCUCUCUCUCUCGCUCUCUCUCUCUCUCUCCUUCUCUCCUUCUAUCUAUCCAUUCUAUGUUCCUUUUUCUCUCUCUAGGGAGUGUUCCAAUCGGUCUCCAUUUCUGCCUCUGUCUCUUUCUCUUCAUCUCCAGAACCCCAGCCAAUGUUAACCUCUCAGUGUUCCCCAUUUUGGCAUUGUUUAAAAAAAGAUACGCAAUAGACAUUGUAUUUUGA